Molecule: messenger RNA, 1518 nt
Organism: Ahaetulla prasina
Lineage: Eukaryota; Metazoa; Chordata; Lepidosauria; Squamata; Colubridae
Gene: HTR2C
Product: 5-hydroxytryptamine receptor 2C
Exons: 3
Coding region: 1-1404 (467 amino acids)
Biological process (GO): G protein-coupled receptor signaling pathway, coupled to cyclic nucleotide second messenger; chemical synaptic transmission
Cellular component (GO): dendrite; plasma membrane
Molecular function (GO): G protein-coupled serotonin receptor activity; neurotransmitter receptor activity
Source: RefSeq, a predicted model, not a curated record
AUGAGUGCCCUCAGUGGGGGAGGGAUUCUUGGCUUGACAACCGUAUCCAUCACUCUGGACUUCAGCCUGCACAGCAGCUUGAUGGCUUGGCCGCUGAGUCACAACUUGACUGGGAAUCACAGUUUGCCAACAACAGAUCCUCUGAAUUCCUCCAUGGGGGCAGACAUCUCUCGGAAGUCCAUCAAGGAGAAGAACUGGCCAGCCCUCCUGAUUCUGGUCAUCAUCGUCUUGACUAUUGGUGGAAAUAUUUUGGUUAUCAUGGCGGUCUCCUUGGAGAAGAAGCUCCAAAAUGCCACCAACUACUUCCUGAUGUCCUUGGCUGUGGCAGACAUGUUGGUGGGCAUUCUGGUGAUGCCAGUCUCUCUGAUCACUAUUCUCUAUGAUUAUGCCUGGCCUUUGCCUAAACAACUGUGUCCCAUCUGGAUUUCCCUAGAUGUCCUCUUUUCCACGGCCUCCAUCAUGCACCUUUGCGCCAUCUCCCUCGACCGUUACGUCGCCAUCCGCAACCCCAUUGAACACAGCCGGUUCAACUCCCGCACCAAGGCCAUCAUGAAGAUCGCUGCCGUCUGGACCAUUUCGAUGGGUAUUUCACUGCCCAUCCCAGUCAUCGGCUUGCAAGAUGAUUCUCGGGUCUUUGUGAACGGAAGCUGUGUCUUGAACGACGAAAACUUUGUCCUCAUUGGCUCCUUUGUGGCGUUCUUCAUCCCGCUGAUGAUCAUGGUGGUGGCCUACUGCCUGACCAUCCAGGUCCUGCAGAAGCAGGCGUCUCUCUUCCUCUACGGGGAGCCCCUCAAGCCGAGGAGGAGCAGCCUGAGCUGUGUGAGGAAGGACCCCAACGUAGAGAACCUGUCCAUGCUGCAGAACCACGAGGCAGCUUCCCACUUAAACUCUCCGGUCAACAAAGAAGGAGUUCUUUUCCGGAAAGGCACCAUGCAGUCCAUCAACAACGAACGCAGGGCUUCCAAAGUCUUGGGGAUCGUCUUCUUUUUGUUCCUGAUUAUGUGGUGCCCGUUUUUUAUCACAAACAUCAUGUCCGUUCUCUGCCAGGAUGCCUGCGACAAGGCGGUUCUCCGUGAGCUUCUGGACGUGUUUGUGUGGGUGGGCUACAUCUGCUCGGGGGUCAACCCCCUGGUCUACACACUCUUCAACAAGAUCUACCGCAGGGCUUUCUCUAACUAUAUCCGGUGCCGCUACGAGAGUGGGAAAAGGGCCUCCCAGCUGCACAGCCAGUGCCCCAACGUCUCCUCCACAGCCUUCUACGGCAAGGAUCUCAACUUGAACAGUUACCGCCAUGAACUCAACAGCACGGAGCUGGACGAGAUGGAGGCGGCUUUGGAAAUACACGUAGGGACCCCGGAGACCUCUGUCAACAGCUGCAGCGGUGAAAAAACAAGUAGCGUGUAAACUUACACGCUUCUACUCACCUCUGAAUCUCGCAGCUACGAACAAUGUUCCUGCUAGUCAAAGAACAAUGUAAAUAUGGCAUUACGAACAAAACCUUUUUUCCCCCCAUUUCCG